AUGGUGUGUUUCUCCCAGACCCAGACUGUGGCCCCCGUCACUCAGCGACCGCUAACCACCACUCCGUCGCUUUCACUCCGCCCACAGGUCCCAGAGCCGCCGUUUCAGGCGGCCGACCCACCAUCCUCACAGCCACCCCAACUCCCAAAGCUGCCCUUUUCGCUACGCCGCUCGAAUGCAGUGCGCCGCUCGAUAGCGGCUGCUCCAACCACCGAAGCGUCGCCACAGCUCUGUACGCAGGCCACGACCGAGUACGGUGCGGCGUCGGAGGCAGCAAGCAAGCAACAGCGUCGUCGACAAUCUCCCGUGCGCAACUUCAGCCUGCCAACCUACCACCCAAAGCAGCCACGCAGCCUGGCGCGCUACUACGCAACGGCGCUCACUCGCACCGACCAAGCGGCACUGGCGCGGGGCGCAAAGAACCACAACCUGAGGUCCUGGACGCCAGAAGAAGGGAUUCUGCACGCACGGCUGCGGAGGAACCUCGUCCCGACUCACCUGCACAUGGGCGCGGACAGGAAGGUGCGUAUCCUCCCCGUGAUCAUCGUGACCAAGGGACAAGACGAGUCGGCUCACAUGCGCCAGCUUUCGCACACGUCGCCGGUCUCGCGCUCUCGCAGCGGGCCAUCCAUCUCGCCGCCCGCGCCGGUGGGGCAGGAUGGUGUGCAUGGUCGUGCGGCGAGCAGUGGGCCAUGGCGGUACGGUGCGGAACCCGUCCGGCUCGGGCUCUCGCGUUGGUAG
This is a messenger RNA of Ascochyta rabiei, 741 nucleotides long. RefSeq lists its product as uncharacterized. The transcript has a single exon. The record is from RefSeq and is a predicted model, not a curated record. Bases 1 to 741 code for a protein of 246 amino acids. Lineage: Eukaryota; Fungi; Ascomycota; Dothideomycetes; Pleosporales; Didymellaceae.